Messenger RNA from Cuscuta campestris, 2786 nucleotides. The record is from the annotation of a GenBank genome assembly. Lineage: Eukaryota; Viridiplantae; Streptophyta; Magnoliopsida; Solanales; Convolvulaceae.
ACCUUUGGUUGGUGUAUCCCAAAUAUUCCCCGCCUCCUCUUUGUCCACUAAAAAAUGCAAAAAAUUCAAUAAAAAUAAGUAAAUAAAAAUCAAAUAAAAAUGUGUAGAGAAAAAUAAGGUGGUAUAAUUACUCAUAACAAAAUGUUUUUUUGUGAUAUUUCUAGCUCAAUCUUUGAGAUUAUUCCGAUGAAAUGGAUCUUCACAUCCCCAUCCACUUAGCUUCGCGCCUCUCUUGCAGAACUGCCACCAUCAAUUUCCGUUCACCCAACUACCACAACCGCCGGGCUAGGCCGAGGCGCAACCCCACCAAUGUUCGAGUUGAGCCGAGCUCAGCUGCCGGCCACAGGAGCAGCGAAUGCGACAGAAGCGUCGUAUUCUCUGCUAAGAGUAUUUCCAGGGACGCAGCGUCGAGUGGAGAAGAAGCGGCGGAGAUAUCUCGUCGGAGCAUCUGGGACGAGACGAAUUUCGUGGAGGUGAUUGGAAUUGGGAGUCGGAAAGACGCCAUUAUUGACUUCUGUUUGUCAUCUCCUUCUUGCUCGCCCGCCUUGAGAUUUUGGAAUAUUCUUGUCAAAGAUUCAGGGAAGGUGUUAUUGCACCAGAGGUCUCUUACAGAAGAUAUUACAGCAGAAGUUGAAGAAGAUCCAUCAUCAUUGAGUUUGUGUUCUAAAGCAACAAUACUUGUGGCUAAUGCAGCUUAUGGUGGAGAUAAUAUCUUAUCACUUGAGAUUCUUAGAAGAGUAAGAUGUGCUGGUGGGCUAGUCAUUGGAAUAAUUCUGAAACCAUUCUGCUUCGAAGGGCAAAGGCGUCUUGAGGAGGUGAACAAUUUGGUUGAUGAGCUUCAAAAGCAAGCUAAUUUUUGUAUAGUUGUUGAUACUGAUGCACUUCUAGCAACAGAUCUAAUAACUUUGGAUGAGGCAUUGAAAACUUCAAACAGGGCUGUUUUGAUGGCUAUAAAUGCUAUAUCUGCUCUUGUAUCUGAAAAUUUCUUAAGGUAUCAAAAUUUACCAAAUAAUUGUUGUGAAUUGCUUGAAGUGCCACAGCUACCAAAGAUUCUUGAGAGCUAUAGAGACGCUAGAAUUGGAUAUGGAGCCGGCUACAACAUCAAGACUGCUAUUCUGCAAGCUACAUAUGAUUGUCCCUUUCUUGGAGUGUCUUUACAGGAAUCAGAUGGUGUGGUUUUAUGUGUUAUUUCAAGUUCCAAUGCGCUUGAUUCCCACAAUGUGAACAUCAUCUGUCGAACUUUCCGGCAAACAACUGGAUGGAAGGGGGAAAUUAUAAUGUCAUUUAUUCAUGAAGCCAACAUGGAUGCAAAUUUAAUACUGACGACUAUAAUAAUGUGUGGGUGUGUUGUGCAGCAGCCAUCACACAGAAGUAGCUUACUUUUUAGAGUGGCCCAACAUUUCCCCUUCAUUUCACAAUUUUUCAAGAAACCUGAAUUUCCUUGUUCGGGUAAAAUGUCGCAUAUGCUUUCCAUGGAUGGUAUGAGGCCUAUGGACUGUGGGGCUGAAGAUGUACAAUUUUAUGAUCAGGAACUACAUGAGCUAUCUCACAACAAUGGUGCAGAAACACUUCUCUCAGACUCAAUGGAUUGUGAAAGUGAUCUUGUUCAAAGCAAAAUUGAAUUCUCAGCAACUGACUUCUCUUUCAUUGAUGAUGAAGUCAAUGCUGAAGGAAAUCCAAUGUUCAGAAGAGAGGUACUUGCAAGGCAAAACCGGCAGCCUGGAUUUCAAAUCACACAUGACAGGGGCAAAAAGGGCACUGAUGACAUGGAGAUCUGUGCAGCUGACAAUAUCAGCACAUUCGUGCUUCCAGUGGGUGUAAAACUAAUAGAGCAAUCAAAAAAUGGUUCAACUUCCUCAAACUCCUGGAGUUGGACAGAGUGGAUGAUUAAUGAAAUUAAAGGGGCACAAGCUUGUGAUCCUAAGGGCAGCAUAUCUUGGGAUAGAAUGAAUGCUGACAUUGAAGCUAUGUUGGACGCGGACAACAAUCCUCCCUUUUUGAAGGACAAAGGAGCUCUUUCAAUUCGUGCAGCCUCUAUGCUGGAAUCUGAACGAGAUACACAGAAGAAGUGGGAUCCGGUGAUUGAAAUGAAAUAUAGAGGAGGGAUAUACAGAGGCCACAUCCAAGGAGGUCUUCCUGAAGGAAAGGGACAUCUGUCUCUUAGAGAUGGAAGUGUAUACAAUGGCAUGUGGCGCUAUGGAAGGAGGUCAGGUCUUGGGACGAUGUACUUCAGAAAUGGUGAUAUUUACCGCGGUUCAUGGAGGGAUGAUGGGAUGCAUGGGAAGGGAUGGGUUUACUUUCACACUGGGGAUCGCUGGUUUGUGAACUUCUGGAAGGGAAAGGCAAACGGAGAAGGGCGUUUUUAUCAUAAGAAUGGCAAUGUUUCAUUUGGCCACUUCAAAGAUGGAUGGCGGCAUGGCGAGUUUCUUAACAUAAACAUUGACGGAACACGGUGUCUUGAGAAAUGGGAUGAAGGCGCCCUUACAAGCAGAGAGAUUUUGGAUCCUGAUAUGCCUGCUGGAUAGAAUGAUUUUCCUUUAUCUGCCCAAUGAUUCCAUUAGUUAGAAUGGUGUGGAGUCUUCAUUGUGUCCUGUAUCUCAUGGGUUAAUUAAUAUCUUUUCUUGUAAUAACUUGUUGAAUUCUGUUUAGAAAUGAGCGAAAGUAUAUAAUACGGAGUAUAUUUUUGUCACUUCUUGUUUUGUAAAAUUUUUUAUGUAAUUUUUUUAAAUUUUUUAUUACAGUAAUUUUCAAAUAAAUUGAAUUGAAAAUAACUUUAGGUAAAACUU